AUGCAGUGGACGAAACCGCCUCCUGGUAAAGGGAAACCGCUCCCUGGUAUAAAGAAACCGCUUCCUGAUAGCAGCCCUCUCCCUAAUAAAAUAAUAUGGCCUGCAAAAGCAGAAACCACCAACUUUCAAUUCGCAAAACCAACUCCCGAAGCGAUUGGAAGACCAGGUAACAUCGGGCACUCUGAAGAACAACUUCUUAAUUCUUUUAACAUCAUGGCCGACAACUUUAUAGCAAGACACAAGAACGAGUGUCCGUGUUAUGUGAUUUUGGGUAAGUAUUGGCAAAACAUUUUUGGGGGCCAUAAUUUUCAGAUAAUUGGAUUUGGGUCGACGGCCACGAGUAAAUAGGGACAUUAAGCAUGUAGGACGGCAACGCGACGAAGACGGCUAUCAAUACAAUGAGUCAUUAAAAAGUAAUGAAUAAUGAAAGACCUGUGGGAGUCUUAGACGUAGUCGCCGCUCUGUUUACAACGGCAAAUUACAACUUGGGUUCAGUAGAAUUCUUCCCAAACGUAAAUCCCAUGUUUUCAACGUCCUAAACUGCGUUAACAUCAUACGAUCGAUAAUAUACGACAAGUUUUUUUUACAAGCAUUUAUUUGAAGGAGUUUGUUUUGGCCACCGUCGUCGCGUUGCAGUCCUGCGUGCUUAAGGUCCCUAAUAAUUCAAGAGUGGAAUAUGUAUUGAAAAUUUUGAGUUAUUGCUCAUUAUUAUCGAACAAGUCCACGAAACUGAACAAAGUUCGUGAAUAUACAUAUAACGGAUUAUUAUAUAGGCAAGCACCGGAUAUGAGCUAUGCUGCAAUCUGAUUGGAUCUCUACUAGUAGGAUAUUAGCUCAUUUCCUGCCAUUGAACUAUAAAUAACUGGAAGGCUAAGUCAAGGGGGGGGAGGUGAACCCGUGAUUGAAGCUUUCUUGUAGGUAGAUCCAGUCCUUUUUAAUUUUUUUUUUCAAAAUAUGCACAUUUUUUUAUCAGAAAAAUCUUGCCACAAAAUAUUAGUUAUACCACCAAAUUUAAGUUAUAUCAGUAGUAUGAUAAACGAAUUUAAUAUUUGCAAAGCAAACAAAUCACAAGUUAGCAAAAAAAUACGAAAAACACGACCAUAAGCAUGAACAGUAUGAAAAACCGCGCGUUUAUGGCUGCUUUUUCUGAGUUUUUGAAAGUUUAAGAUAACACUAUAAGACAUCAUACUUCAGGAAUUAUUUAAACCCAUGCAAAAUACAUCUGCAUGCGAAGUAUCAAGAAGAUUGAACGUUUUAAGGUCGAAAAAAAAGCAUUUGAAAAUUGAGAAAAAUAUUGCCAUAUUCAAAGUGCUCAUAGUGGCCAACAAGAAGAGCGAUGACGAAAAUAACAGCACUUGAAAAACGCCAAUUUAUUUUUGUUUUAGAAGGAAUAAAACAAGGACUAAAAGCUCAGGAUCAAUAACAAUACCCGUGGUUUAGUACAACAUAACUUUGGGACUGUCAAAAUGUUUUAUAGUAUAUUUUUUUGAGUUGAAGAGCGAGGUUUUCUUCGGCACGUCCAAACUUUCGUCAUUUUUUCAAAAUACAAAAGCAAAACUCCUUACUUUUUGCUGCAUAGAGAUGUAAAACAGUUGGAACUAAUCGGAAAACCUGAUUUGAAUCCCAAUCAAUGCAGAUUCCCAUGGAAAAAGUGUUUCUCUUGCAAAUUUGUGCUCGAAAACAAACUUUUGACAGAAUUUUUUCACUCCUCAAAACUCGCCUUAGUCCUUUUGAAUGCUGAUUUUCCCGCGCGCCGGCUUCAACGAAUCAUAGACUUUCAUCAUAGGAGUUAGCCUUCCAGUUAUUUAUAGUUCAAUGUUUCCUACUAGUACAGAAUUCAAGAUGGCGGCGAAAAAUCUAUCGCGCAACUUCAAACAGAGAAACAGCAAGUUUUGCAAAAGUUAAAGCCUUAAAUGGGAUAAAAACACUUUGAAAAUACUAAUAGUAAUUGUUUACAGAUUCGAAUAUUGGUUCUUAAUAUUUAAACUGGUUUGAAUGAAUAUGUUUUGAAAUAAAUAAUGCCGAAAGAGCGACGACGAAACACAAAGAAAACAUUUUUCAAACAUUUAAACAAUUUCAAUUGAUUAAUUGUUUUAAAUACGUCAAAAUACAUGAGUCGGGGAAUGCAGUAGUUGUUUAUUACUCACUAUUACUAUAGCCAUAUACGACUAGAGUUCGUGGAAUAACUGUUAAAUAUUCGCUCCUCGGUAGUUUAAGCCACGAAAUUCCCGAAGAUGAAAUUUUCGACCGCUCAUAUAUAUUAUAAAUUUGCUUAAACCUCUUACAAAGCGGAAUUUUUUUUAUGCAUUUCAAGAAAAUUUUAAAACUGUAAUACCAGUAAAACUUUUUUGACACAUUCUCGUUUUUUCGCUUCAUUAGUGAGAUGAUUAAUUUUUCAGAUGUGCACUGUAAACAAAAUUAGGCAACGCAUUGCAUGCACGAAGAGCCUCCAAAAACAAAAAAGUUUUACAAAAGAAAUAGAAAGAAAAGAAAAAGCUGCUGUCAGUGAACUAAAUUAACGAAAGCUUAUUAUGCAGUUUGUGACGUAAUUUUGUGUUGUUUACAGUGCAGGGUUCAGUUGUAUCAAGACGGUUUAGCUUAAGGUGGCUCGAUACAAUUUUUAAAAAUUCAGGUGUUCAACACUGUGAUAUGCACAAACUACCCAUUUUGAUGAUUUAUUCAGUAGAUAUUGGGAUUUUUAUACACUUUAAUGUCUCUACUUUCAAACAUAUCAGUUCUACUAACAGAUAGAUCGUUGCUAUGGCGACAUACGUGUACGAAAUUAACUCCAAAAUAGGCUAUCGCCUCGUAUAGAUGGAAAAUAAGCAGGGUAAUCCCCAAUUUUUUUUCGUUCAUUAUAUUACUUGGAAGAAAAACUAAGAAUUAGCAAAAUAUAUAAAAAUUGUGUAAUGUCAUUUUUUUUUAAUUAAAAAAUGUCGUUUUCCUCGGUAAAAUUUUUUGCCAUUACAUAAUUUUUUUUUAUUUUUGGUGAAAUAAAAGUUUUAGCGAUGCAAUACAGCAUGCAAAAUUUCAGCAUAGGUCACCAGACAAAAUAACGAGAUUGAGCAUUGUUUUUCGAAAAUAAAAAAUUCUAAUGACGUCAGCAUAUGACAUAAAACGCUAUAGAACAUGCGCAAUUACGUGAGAUGGCGAGAGCAUUGCCCACGUCAGGUCAUUUUAGAAGUUCUUUUAUUUUGUUAAUCAGUUCCUACCACAUACGCGUAGAAAUGAUCACCCGGUUCGUUCAAGAUUCUUGAGCGGAGUUUUGUGAUAAUAAUAUCGAGCCACCUGCUUAAUUUAAGCUCAAAAUAGAAAGCAAGUCUAUAGAUUCAACAACCAAACUAAAGUUUUCUAACCUUAAUAGAACGAUAAUGUUUACAAGUGUACAAUUAUUUAGUGUACAAUAUUUAAGUUGUCUGAUUCACGAGAGAUACAAGAGUGUUAUUUAAUGUUUUGACCUAUCCACCCGGCUAAACGGGCUUGAUACAACCGGCCUCACAUCAAGAAAACUUAGUUAUUUCAUUAAAGACACGAAAUCCAAAUGAAAACCUUUAAAUGAAGUUACGUCACAGUUUUCAGAGUUCUUUGCAAAAAAAUCUCUCCCAUGAUAGGCAGUUUAAAAUGGCGUAAAGUUGUUUAAUUCUUCGUUUGCAUAGGCACCAAGAUAUAUCCAUGUUAUAACAGUAGAGACCAAACAGGAUGUGCACGGAACUACGUUAACGUCAAGCAAGAUUUCCAGAAAGAAUGCCCUUCCACUAAAUUCUACUUGAUAUAUGGUCGUGCGGGUACGCCGGCAGUGCAAGCAGUAUUGACUGGCAACGGCAUCACCACAUUUUCCUAUCCUUGA
Messenger RNA from Paramuricea clavata, 3847 nucleotides. NCBI's taxonomy places the organism in Eukaryota, Metazoa, Cnidaria, Anthozoa, Malacalcyonacea, Plexauridae. The record is from the annotation of a GenBank genome assembly.